AUGGAAGGAAGAAAAACAGUAGGUUUGGCUGCAAGAGACACAACUGGGUUUUUAUCUCCCUAUUCAUUCAAUCUCAGGAAAACAGGAGCAGAAGAUGUUGUACUAAAAGUACUAUGCUGUGGAAUAGACCACAGAGAUCUUCAUCAAAUGAGGAACGAGAUUCACGGUACAAAAUACCCUUUGGUCCCGGGGCAUGAAGUUGUGGGGGAAGUAGUGGAGUUGGGUUCAGAAGUGAAGAAACUCAAAGUUGGUGACAAAGUGGGAGUGGGAUGCAUAAUAUGGGCAUGUGGAAAAUGUUGCUCUUGCAAAUCUAACUUGGAGCAAUAUUGCAGCCAAAAGAUCUUCACCGUCAACGGCACGUAUGAGGAUGGAACUCCAACUCAUGGAGGCUUCUCCUCUGCCAUGAAAAUGUGUCUUGACUAUAUUCUAGACACUGUACCAGCUCUUCACCCUCUCAGAUCCUACCUUCCAGUGCUGAAAAUAAACAACAUUAUACUAUGCAAUAUAUGGAAGAAAAACACAUCUGGGAGUUUCAUUGGAAGCAUAAUAGAAGAGACGCAAGAAAUACUAGAGUUUCAGGCCGAGAAGGGUCUGACGACAAUGAUUGAGAUACUGAGGGCGGGGUACGUGAAUGAGGCUUCUGAGAGAAUAGAAAGAAACGACGUGAGAUAUAGGUUUGUGCUGGACCUGGACUUGGCUGGAAGCAACCUCAAGUGA
Molecule: messenger RNA, 717 nt
Organism: Morus notabilis
Lineage: Eukaryota; Viridiplantae; Streptophyta; Magnoliopsida; Rosales; Moraceae
Product: probable cinnamyl alcohol dehydrogenase
Exons: 5
Coding region: 1-717 (238 amino acids)
Biological process (GO): lignin biosynthetic process
Molecular function (GO): cinnamyl-alcohol dehydrogenase activity; zinc ion binding
Source: RefSeq, a predicted model, not a curated record